UAAGCGGCAACUUACAGGAUUCAACAUGGAAAGAAUCAUGUUUCUGUCUGUCUUUAUUUCAGGUCUUUCUUUAGUCAGACUAGGAAAAGCUGCCGAACACCAGACCCAGAACCUAACGGAAUGCAGUGUAGCAGAUCUUCAAACCUAUCAAUACAUUCAUUGUUUUGAUUCGAAUUAUGCUCCAAUUGAUAUCGUGAUGCUUGACAAAACCCUUGUCCCUGAGAAAACCAAGUGUUUUGUGUCUUGCAACCACAAGAGGGUCCUCUCAACAUGGUUAUCAUGCGAAAAUGGGACAUGGAUGGGGUCUCUCAUGAAUUGCAAAGAAUUAGAAAAUACAAAACAGCGACAUAGAAGGGUAAAGCGAUGGUGGCUUGGAGGUGGUGGUGGUGGUGACCAUACACCUCCAGAAAUAACAUGCCCGUCAUCGAAAACAGUAUUUGCAAACUAUCAAGGACGAGCUUAUGUGUAUUACAAUCUACCAGUUGCUUUGGAUGGAAAUAAACCUGACGGUGUGACAAUGCAACGGACCUUUGGGAUAUCCUCCGGAAGCUUUGCUGGUAUAGGCAGUCACCUUAUUUGUUAUAAAGCAAAGGACAAGUCUGGCAAUGAAUCAAAACAGUGCUGUUUUUACGUUUAUGUUAAUCAAUGUACAUCAAUAACUAGAUGUAUCAGAGUUCAUUGUUCCACAUAUACUGACCAGACAUGUUCAUUAUGCAAUUCUGGUUAUCAUCCAUCUGGACAAAUUUGUGCACCGACUUGUGUUAUCCCGCACUGCCAACACAAUAGGUAUGCCUGUGUAAACGAUACCCUUGGGAAUUGUGAAAAAUGUGUGGACGAUGGCAUCAUCUGGAAAAGGAUAAACAACAAUACAUCAUGUGGAGCAAUGUGCUCCGUGAUGAAUAGAAGAGCUUGCUGGCCCGGAUCCUGUCAUACCAGUGGACUUGGACGAGAUUGUACAUGCGAUGCUGGAUUUGUUACAAAGACAAAUUCAGACGGAACUGUUGCACAUUGCCUCUUGGCGAAAAAACCUAUCAUUGACACAUGUAGAUCAAGUCUUAAAUUCGAGGGAGGAGAAAUCGUUCAGUCACCAACAACAGGUUCAACCUCAUGUUCAGCUCAGCAGGACGUUUAUAUUAACAAAAAUCCCAAGAACGCUUUAUUUGGUUUUGAAGGAUCGUUUUCAGUCAAUAUUACAUCACCAAAACCAGAUUAUAUUAAAGCUGAAAGCUGGAAUUAUGGAUUGUUAAGCGGAAGAUUUGUGGUGGUUCACAAACAAUUGAAUGGACUAGAGGUCACAAUAAACAGUUCCACCUUUGAACAUUUGAACAAAACGAACUUGAAACAACUGCAUACAGAAGAGAAAAAUUUACCUGUCAGUGAGAUUCGUAGCCUAUCAAAUGGUGAUGCCAUAUGCCUUCGAUUUAUAGCGGUGGCAACUGGAUUUUUCCGAACAGUUGAUAAGCGAAACAAGAAUCCAACAAUUUCCCCAAUAAUUUAUAAUGGAGAAACAUUGAGUAGCAGAGAUGUGUGCUUUUUAUUUGAUUCAUUUCCUCCGGAUCACUGUCUAAACAGCAAGACUUGUCAGAUCGAACCAAUUCAAAUACAAAGCAGAAUAACGAAGACCAAUGUCAUUACCAUUUCCACAUCUGGAUGGUUCGAUCCAAACACGGUUGGAAAAGAAACCUAUAACUCAUCUGGAAUCAAAAUAUUUGAUAUUAGUAUAUACAAGGUUCCUCAUUCAGAAAAUAUGCUUACGCCAGAUACAAGUGCAGUUUUGAAAAAUGAGUCCCCUCUACCUUUAAAUUUUGAGGUUCAGCUGAAUGAAACAGGCCUGUAUGAAAUACUUCUGGAAGUUGUUGAUAAGGCUGGGGAGGGAGGGAACGUAAGGUUAGCAAGGCGAUUCAUCCUUUUCGAUAAUACAUCAAAGAUUCUCUUUAAUGAGAAUAAGCCGCUCCUUGUUACAACAGCACACAUUCAAAAUGGAAAAUAUUGGCAAACUGAGAAAAAAGAAAUUUGUGUAAACUGGACUGAUAGAUUUUACAAUGACUAUCAUAAGAAAAACAAUUUACUACUACCCAUUAAAAAGUCAGCCCAGUUUUCUGGGGUUUUUGAACAGUUGAACGGUUCUUUGUCAAUCAAUGGAACAGAGAAUGUGAACGGGAUAGUAAAAUUCGAAUACAUGUACAUGAUAAAUAAUCAAACUGUUAAUACUGAAAGAAAGGUUAGUUAUCUUAAUAAAUAUGUUUGUAGAAACAUCCCAAUUAAGGAUGGUGACAAAGUAAAUUUCACUAUCCUUGCUGUUGAUAUAAUGGGUAAUAACUUAAAAGAUUCUGUUAUUGUGUUAAUUGACACAUCUGUUCCUGAUAUUGAAAAUGUAUGGCUAAGAAGAAAUAAGUACGGAGAAGUAUACGUGCAUAACUCAAGAGAGUUAUCGAAAAUGAAGUUGCAUUUUAACGCUUAUGACACUGAAAGUGGUCUGAAAACUAUUCAUUGGUUCCUGGGAUUACAAGAUGGUGGUUCUGAACUUGGAAAUGGAACAAUUGCUGUUAACAUACUGACAGUCGGAACAACCUGUGACAACAAUUCAAACAACUGUUAUUGCCCAAAUCAUGGAAGUUGCGAAUCUCGCAACUAUAGUCUAGAUUUAUCUAAAAUAAUAUCAGAAGCACAACACAACAGAGAAUAUUAUUUCACCAUCGUUGCAACCAACAACGCGGGCCUUCGUUCGGUGCAGCAUCUAGAUGUAUUGGUAGACGAAUCACCUCCAGUCAAUGGAACCGUUAAGGAGCUUGAAGAUCUUUCAGAAGAAAGUGAAAGUGAUUUUACUUCCGAUGGAAAAGUAAAAGUAAAAUGGAAUGGAUUUAUUGAUCAUGAGAGUGGAAUAUCCCAUUAUGAGAUUUUUCUCGGUAGAAAUUGUUUUAGAAAUCUAUCCUAUUUAUUACACAAUGAAUCUAAUGACUUAUCCAUAAUUGAAAGACGGACGAGCACAGAACCAUUUGAAUGGUUUAGUCUUCCUGAUAUGGGACAUUAUAUAUUUACCGUCAUAUCAUUUAAUAAUGCUUUAGAACCAUCAGCAGCUAGUUGUUCCGAUGGCAUUGUCUAUGAAAAAUCACCAGAUUUAUUAGCAAAUGUUUCGUCAAAAAGCUUUAACGCAGAGGAAGGAAUAGCUUGCUUUGAUGGAACGUCUUGGUUGAUAACCGAAAACAUGAAACGCAUCAAAUUGGGAUCUCAUCAAAAUUGCUUGAACAAAUGCAGCAAUAUAUCUUUUCCUUCGUUCCUGCGACAUUUGCCAGAAGAAACUUCCGCUGAAGUAAAUGACCCGGAAUAUGCAGACGGAAUAUGUUUAAGACUGGAGUCAUUUGAUAAUAGGUUGAUAUAUAUUUCAAACGAAUAUUGGGAAAUGUCAUGGAAUAUUAAGGAAUUGAAUAAAGUACUCGAGUUUGAAAUAGGCAUUGGUUCCAAUCCAACGUCAUUGUAUUAUCCUGAUAUCAAACCAUACACAGUUACUUUUUCGCAGACCAAAUAUAAAUUCAUAAAAGAAGGAUUAGGAAACCAAGAAAAGCACUUUGUGUUCUUGAAAACAAAGUUCAAGUCCGGAGAAGAUAAUAUUUUAACAAUUGGACCUUUGAUUAAAGAUAGUUCUCCACCGAAUGUUCAUUGGGAUAUAAGAGUUUUAGUCAAAGGAUCAUAUCUCUUCAUAGGAUGGGGGAAUGAUUCAAUUUUUGACGGAGAGAAACAAAAGCGAUUCAAAGAGAUAUUUUUUCGCAUCGGUACAUUGAAAGACUAUGCAACACCAUUCGUGCAGUACUAUGAAACCAACAACCUUUCCGAAGGAUGUCCAUUUCAAAGCGUCAUUGGAUGUAUAAGCUAUCCAAUAAACAGAAUUCGUUACAACGAGCUAGAAAAUAAUGUUUUCGUUGAAUUACACGUUUUCAACCACAUUGGUUUAUCUACAAAAUUAAGAUCGAAAUAUUUCAACUUGCCAUCAAAAAUUUCACCCGGAAACGGCAUCAUUUUUGACGUUGACCCUGAAAACAGCUCCAACAAAGAUAUCAAAGAUGUAGAUUUUCAGCAAAGCAGCUCUAAAUUGUGUUUAAUAUGGAAAGGACUCGAUCAAUAUCAAAAUGUCUCUGUAUCUGUUGGACUAGGCUUAUCUCCAAAUUUAACUGAUGUGAUGCCAUUCACAAAAAUAAGUCGUCACCAACAUUGUUUUCAAAAUCUGUCACUUCCUCCCUUUAAGAGGUACUAUACUGUAAUGCACGCAAGUUGUUCUGGAGGAAAUUCAUUCGCGUGGUCUGAUGGCGUCGUCCCAAUUAAUAUAACAGACCUGAAUGCAAAUCUAAAGCUAUUUAAUGGGGAAGAAUGUUUAGAAGAAAACGUAUUGAUGCCAGUUAAAUUUAAAAUUCACAACAAUGAAUCAAUUUUAUACUACACAAAUUUAUCUGUUUUAGAUGAUUAUACAUUGUUUAUUCAAAAGAUAACGAAAAGAAACGAAAAUAUUUUAAUUAAGAGAGUUGUAGGUUUACGAAUUACUGGUCAUGCUCGCACAAAUAUUUUCACAAUAUUAGAAAUGAAAGCAACAAAUUCAAGUGGAAGCAUUGGGUUUGGGGGUAUUUCUUUGAACAGUUACAAUAUUUCUCUUCGAAAAUGUCAAUUCAAUAGACAAUAUGUUUUAAGUAAAAAUGAACUUUCAUUUAAUUGGAGAAUGGAUUGGGAAAAUGAUAUUACACCAACCCAUUUUGAAAUAUCGAUGGCUAAAUUCACAAAAGAUAAGUUAACCGUCAUUCAGACAACGAGAACUGAGAAACAAACAAUGACGUUCAGAAAUAUUACAUUGGAUACUAAAGAAAAAUACUGUGGCGUUUUGAAAGCAUGCUAUGCAAACAUUUGUUCUAAACCAGUGGUGGGAUUUCCGAUAAGAUUCGUUCCAUUAAUUGUGAAAAUGAACAUCACAGCUACAAUAAACUCAGACGACGCUGGAAAUCAAAAAAUUAAUGUUCAAGUAGAACACGAAGACGCCGUUAUUAAUUCUAGUUUAACGAGAUGGACUUUGUCCGAGGAUGCAGAAGGAAAAGGAAUCAUAUGUGAUUGGAAUUAUUUUGAAAAUAAUUACGAUACAAAAGUAAUGGAAGCCACGGUACCGUUGUUAUUCACGGACGUCCCUCCCAGAUACGUUUGUGUCCAAAGAGCAUUUAAUUCAUGGAUAUCCCCGUUACAAUGUACUCUCAUCAACAAUAGCUUUCAACAUCGCAAUGUUGAAAUAGAUGUUUUCAUAGUUGGUGCAGACAACCCCAAUCUACAAAAAAUGAAAGAAGUAUCCCACAGUCGCAACCUUGGUGCCAACAUACUUAUGUUUGAGGAAGGGCGUCUUCUGUACACAACAAGCGGAGCAAAAAUAACAGGAAUCAUUGUAGGAAACGAAGGAAAAUUAUUUGAAGUAUAUUUGAUGAAAAUCAGCUCUGUUCCAAUGAACGAAGACGAGUGCAAUUCGAACAAAAACUGUUUACACUUUGUUCAGGUUAAGGAUGGUUUUGUUUCUUUCCCUAGUCUGCAUCUCAAGCAUAAUGACGAAAUAUUUAUAUGCAUUCGAUCUACUAAUGAUACAUUUGUCAAUUCUGAAAGCAAAACAAAUUUACAAAAUGAAAUAUUUGAACGUUGCAGCAAAAAAUUAAAAAUCAACGAUAUGCCCCCAUCUAGCACAAAAAUUAAUGUAAGAAAUUCCAAAAACGGAUUCCUCUCUGUUACCUCUUUCUUGGAUGCCAAUUGGACAGUUCCUGAUUUGAAUGUGCCGCUACUGGAAUAUAAAUAUUGCAUUGGUUCGUAUCCUAGAUUGGAUGACAUGUUGCCAUUUUUAUCUUCCUAUGAGGUAAACAAGGCCUCUGUCUAUGAUGUUGCUUUCAAACACGGAUCUUCCUACUUUUUGACAGUUAUUGUUGUUGAUCGCUCGGGUUUGGAGUCUGCGUCGACAUCUGAGGCUUUUACUAUAGAUAUAACACCACCGAUUCCUGGAAAAUUCUUUGUUGGCUACGAACAAAUAAAUGAUAAAACGAUAGUAGGAAACAAUAUUCCUGUGAUUGUUGAGGGUUUUGAAGAUCCAGAAAGUGGAAUAGAUAUGAUAAAUGUUCGAAUAGCUGGAAUCAAUACGGACUAUGUUUCAAACACAAUAGUAGAGAGAGGACUGUAUAAAAUCAAAUUGCCCCAAGAUUUGAAGGAUGGGUAUGAAUAUAAAGCAAUAAUACAGGUAUCAAACAGAGCUGGUUUAUCUACAGAAAUAGAAUCAAACUCCUUUGUGGUUGACAACUCUCCGCCAAUUCAUGGAUAUGUAUUCGAUGGGAAAGAAAUAAGAAAGGAUUUCGAUUAUCAAUCAUACUCACACUCAAUAUCUGCAAACUGGGACCACUUUUUUGAUCCUCAUUCUGAUAUAGCAUUCUACAAAGUAGGACUAGGAACAUCGCAACAUGUAGCCAAUGUUUACGAAUUUACCAAUGUUGGACUUAAAAAAGAUUUCACUUGGAAGGGAGAAUUUGAUGUCGGGGUGAAACUUUUCGUCCUCCUUGAAGCAUGUAAUGGAGCUUCUAUGUGUUCUUCUGCACAUUCGGACGGAAUAAUUAUUGACAAAACUCCGCCUGUUCCAGGCCUAGUUACAAUAGGCCGCUCAACGCACGAUUCUUUUAUACCAGAUAAAUCCUCUCUUGCUCUUCAGUGGGUAGGGUUUGAAGACACUGAAUCGGAUAUUAGAUAUUUUGAAUGGUGUCUUGGAUCCUUUAGAUAUUCUUGUGAUAUUCAUGACAGGGAAAAUGUUUUGCUUGCUACCCGAAUUUUUAAAUCAAAUCUUGAACUGCCAAUCAACGCUCCUAUAUACGCCACAGUGUUUGCGUUUAAUAAUGCUGGUAUGAGCUCCAACGCAACAUCUAAAAAAUCAUCGGUUGAUACGACCCCUCCUGUUAUAAUUGAGCGUCCUACAUUUUUAGCUCUCGACGCUCUUGAGGAGAAUGUCAAUUAUCAAUAUGAUAAUUCUAUUCUUAAACUAAAAUGGAAAUUUGAAGAAAACGAGUCAUCAAUUGUGGAUAUACAUAUUGUCAUAAAGAAUACAAGAUUAGGAGAAGAUAUGUCCGAUAUCAUAGUGAGAGAUAAUAGUGAUGACACAAUAAUUACCUUAUCAGAAGACACGAGACUAGGAAAUGGAGACUCUGUGGUUGGUAUUGUUUCUGCAUGCAAUAUGGCGAGACUUUGUACAACGAUAUCAACUCAGUCAUUAAUAGUAGACUCUUCCAGGCCUACUCAAGGUGGUUUGUCCUAUCCGAUAACAUGGUCACUAAGUGAAAAUAGUUACGAAAUACUAAUUAAUUGGUAUGGUUUUUCAGAUGAUGAAAGCGGAAUUUCUUAUUACUACCUCACUGUUGGUAAGACAUAUAGUGACUCCAAAUUAUCCGGUGGAGCAAUAAAAAUUGACGGAAAUAGAACUAAUAUAUCGAUUCCAGUGAAUGCUACUAUCUUUAACUUAAAUGAGGCUGCACUUAUUACAAUAUGGGCGGUUAAUAGGGCCAGGCUGACAAGUUUGCCUUCUAAAGUUACCGUUAUAGCAGAUCAAUACAACAACUCAUCUGUUUCUGGAAAGUUCUACGUUCAACGCCAUUCAUGUUCUAUACAUUAUUGUAAUAACGACUGUACCUGUUCAGUUGUUGGUAAAAAAUGUUCUCCGGCAUCACAUGAAUUAAACAAGUGUUUACCAAAAUCAGAAAAUAUCAGUGCAUUAGAUGAAAAAAUUAUCAUUACAAACUUAAAUCCGAAUUCAAAUAUCCUUUCAUCAAUAAGCUGUAUUGGUAUUAGUUUUGAAAAUAUGAAUUUAACGGAAUUUAAUUCAGUCCAUCGAUUUGAAUGGUCUGUUGGCAUACAGAAUGAAUUGCCAGGCAUAGGUUUUUACAGCAAAGAUGAAUAUCCAUGGAGGGACAUUGGUUUGAGGAUGUCUGACAUUGAGUGCUUGGCGCCGCACGGACACUUGGAGAAUAGUGAAAUUUACAUGGUUUAUGUAAGGAUUUGGAUUUCUACAAACAACUACGUCAUAAGACAUUCAAAACAUAUAAAGGUUGAUGCUAAUGCACCAUAUGUAAAAAUGGGUAAAUUUAUUAGCACCUAUCUGGAGAAUAUGCCCAAGAAACAAAAUGUCCGCUUCAUCAAUGAAAAAAAUAGUUCUAUAUGUGCCAAAUGGGAUUCAGUAUUUUUUGAUAGAGAAGGAAAUAUAUCAGGUUAUUACCUCAUGGUUGGGAGCCAAUCAAAAGCUGAUGAUGUCUUUCGUAAAAAGUUUAUUGGGCUACAAAGUCAAUUUUGCUUGAGAACAACAAAUUUGACGGUCGGCGGUAAUUACGUUUUCUCAGUAACGGCAGAGGAUAAAGCAGGAAUGAGAAAAACACUUGAAUCAUUUCCGUUUAUGAUUGAUGAUAUUUCGCCCGUUUCUGGGACCGUCUAUAAUACAAAAUAUUUUAGAGAUAGACUUUAUACUUCUUCCUCGUCUUCUCUUAGUAUAUCAUGGACUGGAUUUCAAGAUGACGGGUCCCAUUUGAUGAAUUAUGAGUACAGAGUUAGAGAAGGAAAUGAAUCUGGAGAAGCAAUUGCCAAUUUCCAUAGUCCAGGGUUUCAAAAUUCGCUGGUCAUAGAAAACAUAACUCUUGCACACGGGCGAUCAUAUCUAAUAGAUGUUCGGGCUGUUGACGCAGCCGGAAAUGUUGGGGAAAUAUCUACUAGCCACCCAGUUAUAGUUGAUACGACACCACCAAUAGGGUUCUAUUGCAAAGAAACCACCAAGGAACAUGUCAAUAUCAGUGUCCAGAACGACGUAGCACAAUUUAUUCUUGAUCUUAAGGCAGAUGUAAAUUUGAUAUUAAAAUUUACCUUUAAAGAGGAACAGUCAAACGAAUUGCUUUUGAAUAUAUUUGAUAAAUCAGAAUUUCUAUAUUUCAAUCAUCUUUAUGGUGAAGGUUUGCAAGCUGAAUACCAACACAUUUCACUACAUUCAAGGGAAGAGAGGGUAACACUCCGGUCAAAUGGCACAAAUUUUGAUCAUUUGAACGUAAGCGCAGUAUACUGUAAAAUGCAUGUUGGAAGUGGAUCCGAUGCUAUUGAAAUAAAGCAACUUCAGACUUCCGUGUUUAGGGUUAUAACACGUAGUUUUGAUCCAGAAAGUGGAAUAAAAAAUGUUUCAAUUGACAUAGGAACAACUGAAUUCGGGCAGCAAAUACUAUCUGACGUUAUCAUUAAUUCGCCGGACAAAAUAAUAUCUGUAUCAAUCCCGCAUAACACAACCAUAUUUGCUUCUGCAAAAGUCGUCAAUGGAGCUGGUUUAAAAGAAUAUUUUACUUCAAAGUCAUUAGUCGUUGACAACACACCCCCAGUAGUGGAAAAGUUAAAAUUUCAUUUAAAGGACAGUUCCGAAAAUGGCACCAAUGCACGAUUAAUUGGAUCAUUUAAGACAUAUGAUGGAGAAAGUGGUGUCAAAAGGUGUAUUUUCUCCAUAGGUUCAAGUCCGCUUUCGGAAGACCUUCAGUCCUGGACACCAUUAGAGAUGUCAACAGAAAACAUUCAACUUAUUUCAAAGGAAAUUAAUAUAAUAAAUGGAAUGGAAGUUCUUUGCAAAAUUAAAUGUACCAACACCAUUGGCUUAUCUCUUGAGGUGACAGCAGAUCCAGCCAAAGUAACACUACUCCCUCCGAACGGGAAGAGGGCAUCCAUUGCAGUAGUUCCAGAUGGAUGCUUCAAUAAAGCUCUUCCAAUUGUAUCAGACAAAAAAUCGAUAAUUCUUCAUUGGAAAGGGUUUGUUGAUUAUGAUCCCAUACAGAAAUUUAAUUUUAGAGUGACAUCAGAUCAAGGUACUGUCGUGUCUUGGAUAUCAACGCAAGAACGCGACUACGGCUAUGUGGAUGAGUUAAAUCUAAGUGAUGGGGUCACGUACAGGGCUGAGGUCGAAGCUUUUAAUUCAUUAUCGAAUGGAUCAAACGCACUCCAACAGUUUACGACUGAGACACGACAAUCGGAUAUUACAGAGAAAACUCCAACUUUAUCACGACAAGGAGAUAUCAUAACUAUCGACUGGUCUGGUCUGUUUUAUUCCCAUGGCCUAAACUCGACAUUUGUUGUGAAUGUUGGAUCUGGACGUCAUUUCAGCGAUUUGCUCCAUUCACUCAAAACAACCAAAACUAAGGUUGAAAUAGAAAUUCCUGGAGAUGAAAAAAUAUAUUCCGUAUUUUUGUCAAUAAGGGCGAUAUUGUGUACUGGUCAGUCUAGUCUCUAUUACAAUGCCCUUCCUUUAGAAUGAAAUGAAAAGUGUUAAAAAUGACCUAAAUGAGACUUGUAACAUUUAACUGUAGAAUUCUUAUUAGUGAUCUUUAAACACUAGAAUAGACAUUGAGUGUGUCAAUGUACAACAUUAUUGUGUUAAUGAAUAUGUGAUCUUAUUCAGGCAUGUUAUUUCAAUUAAACAGAUUAAUGCAUUUGGAAA
This is a messenger RNA of Magallana angulata, 10492 nucleotides long. RefSeq lists its product as uncharacterized. The transcript is spliced from 25 exons. The record is from RefSeq and is a predicted model, not a curated record. Lineage: Eukaryota; Metazoa; Mollusca; Bivalvia; Ostreida; Ostreidae. The coding region runs from base 26 to 10309 and encodes 3427 amino acids. Gene Ontology annotation, molecular function: protein binding.